Trichobilharzia regenti is the source of this 3418-nucleotide messenger RNA. Lineage: Eukaryota; Metazoa; Platyhelminthes; Trematoda; Strigeidida; Schistosomatidae. The record is from the annotation of a GenBank genome assembly.
AGUCAGCUGAUACCUUGCUCAAGGUCACUUUUUUGUUCGAAGGUCGUUUCGGUUUAGGCCGCUAUUCUUUAGAGUCACCCAGGUUAAUGUUGUAUUGGUCAGGGCUUCUUCUUCUUCAUCUGAAUGCUAAUGCUAAUAUCUUAGGUCACUGCAGCAUUUCGCAAAGCCGUGUAGCCCGUUCCGUCCUCCAUGAGGUUAUUUUCCCCCUAUUCGAUUAUACAGAUGUGGUUAUUGCUGACCAAUGUCCAUUCAAUCCCAAAUAUGAUAUUUACGCUGUACACGAACAAAUGAAGAAUAAAAUAUCUGACUAUGAUUGGGAGUGUCAGAUGUGUGGGAAACGGUUUUAUACAGAAAAAUCAUUCGAUUCACAUAUUGGUAAUAGGCAUAAAAUAAAUGCUUAUAGUCAAAGUCGAACUAUUUGCUUAGCUUCAUAUUGUCCACUACUCCGCUGUUCUGUGUUGAAACCAGAUUUCGCCUAUGGAAAUCAAAUGUUCUGGGAUGAAGCACUUUGCGAAACAGGAUCAUUUAGUGAUAUUUCAAAGCAGUGUGAGGAUAUUUUGAACAAAUGUGCGCCUGGAAAUGAUAGCAGUCAUAUCCAACUACAUCGUAAGUGUUUGUAUGAACAGUUUUACACUAUGAGUAUCUUCAUUUGGUGUAUAUAAUUCCCCUUUUUUUAAGGUUUACCUUAAUCACAUCCAUUACCAUUUGUUCGGGAAAAACCCCAUAAAAUCCACAUAAACGACCUGGUACAGCCGAAGGUGAGUAGACUUCGGUGUUCCUGUCGAAAUGAUCUCAUAUGGCCACUCAUCCAUGGGCUCUGCUAGGUAUGUCGUGUCGUCUGCAUGCACGCGGUGGGGGCUGUUCCUCACAGGAAUCGAAGGGAAAAUGCGGACGUCAUAACCUAUAGUGUUCAUGGGCUCCAGAAUUCGAAAUGAUCGAGUAGCGUAUGAACCUGUUUUGGUCACUGAAAACGCUGUUUCACUAUUUUAUGGAUCAGACUACAAAUCAGAAGCAUGGGAGGGUCCCCUAAGACAGCCACCAACUUGUUGCUGGGCGGCGUCCUAGCAGAAUCUCACUCCUAGCACCGACAAUGAGAUUUUGUGUGGCGCAUCUAUUAGUACCCAAAAUGUAUCAAGUUUGUUUUUUAAUGGAAAUAAUAUGGCUCAUUGGUCUAGGCUCUCCGACUUGCAAAUAAGUGCAUCACAGGUUUGAAUUCUGCUCCACACAAUGAGGUUCGGACAAUGCUGGGUAGUAUAACCAACCUUCACACAAUAGGUGUGACUUGUUUCCAACUGCAUAGGACUGUAAGUAGUUGUCGAGUAAUAUUAAGCUAAGAGUAUAAAGUGGUGGUUGUUAUAGUAAUAUAGUCUUUGAAUAUGUAGAGAUGUGGCUCAUUGACUUAGGCAUCCGGUUCAGAUUCUCCGGUUCACUGGUUCGAGUCCUACUCCAUCCAUUUCAGCAUGGCCAACUAGAGAGUAUCAUGAGCCAUUGAACACGAUAAAUGCGAUUCUUAGCCUGGUAUACGAAAAACCUGUUCCAGGUAACUGAACUUUAAUAUUCACAACAGUUAAUUGUAACAAGGUACGAUUUCGACCUCUUUUGUUGUUUGGUUUUCUUAUUAAAAUUAACUAGGAAUAAAUUUUUAGUAUGAAUGUUGAAAAUGUUUUCUGUUGCCACAUUAUUUUAUUGUCGGAUAACUCAUCAAAUUAUUCUUUGUAUACUUUGAUUGGACACUAGUAACAAUUGUGAUGUAUCUAGCCCUUUAUUUUGAUGCAGAUUGAAUUGUAUCAGUCAGGUGUGCGAUGUGGCUACCAUGCUACUAGUUGGCUUGCUAGCACGGUGCACUUUGAAUUGUUGAUAAUAGAUGGUUGAAAGCAAUCAGCAGGAAGUCUUACCUGACCUAAGUUUCGUGCUAAUUGGCACUCACCAGUUAGCAAGGUGUAUCUGCAACCUUGAAGGAGGAACUUAUAUCCUUUGUAUAUGUACGUGUUCUUUGUAUAUGAGUUCGAAGAAGGUUGGUGUGUGAAUUGUUUGAGGUAAUGUAUCUACUUCGUAAAUCUACUCUAAUAUGUUUCAGUGCAUUUGUGUGUUGUGUACACUUAAUGACUGACAGUGUAGAUUACGAGAUUACUAAGUUAUAAUUACCUUUACAAGCAUAAUUGACGGAAAAAUAAUAUAGGUCAUAUGAUAAAUAUUUGUUCUCAUUGUUUUUAAGUAAGUGAGUGCUGGAUAAGAAUCGGAAGACCAAGGGAAACAAUCGCAUUCAACGAUUAAAAAGUAAAAUAGCCAAGCGAAUUUUGUUGUUGUUGUUGUUGUUGAUGAAAAUAUUCAGUUUCGGUUGACAUGUCGGGGCGGUUCGAUGAUGUCCUAAAGUUGGGAUUGGUAGUUAAUGACUUCUUGUCGGCCUAUUUACAAGUCAAUAAAGUAAUAAUUUGAACAAUAAGAGUGGUUGUCGUUGCCCCAGUAGUUAGGGGAAUCGUAAGUCCACGUCUGAGUAGAAAAAACAAUCACUCAAUGGAGAUGUAGGUGCAUCCAUUAUGAAAUGUGCAUUAUAGAUUCACCUGCUACUAACCAAAGUCAACCAAAUAAAAUUUAAGCUAUAUUUAUAAAAUUGAAUGAUUGUAGUGAAUAUUUAUGCAGGAUAACAGCUAGUGGAUUCACACAUUUUAUCAUGAAGGAUAAUGGUUACUAUCUGACUUAGCAGUCUUGAAUAACUGGAGUCCGUUGGUUAAAAGUUGGUACUUUAACCGAAUGUGAAAUGUAAUUUAUUUCUAAUGGUUAUUUAAUGCUCUGGUGUGCAUUAUUUACUCUCGCGUUAUUAUAAUUUAAGCCGAAAAGGGUAACUAAGUAUUUGAAAUACAAUUUCAACAACGAGUACUAUGAUGUAAGACACAAGUAGGACUUUUGUUAUUAUCUUGUCCCUUUUUUCUAUGCAUCAUAACUGACUGAUUGACUUUUUUGUUACCUGGGAAUAUAUGAAUGAAUGUUUAACCUGUUCAACAUCACCACCACCACCAACAAAAAAAAACAAGAACUGCUUCAAAAUACACUUUGUGAUCCUUUGUCAUGUGAUCGAUAUUGGGUGCUACCAGAUUCCCAUGUGAAAACGUCUACAUUGCAAAAGUUUCUGACUGCGUUUAUCCUAACAGUUGGUCUAUUCACCUAUUACUCUGUAAUAUUUAUGCGAUUGAGCUUGUCAUUCUGUCGCCUACGUGUUUCCAGUCUAUCUAUUCCUCAUCGAAGAAGAACAAUAGCAAGAAGUGAUUGAAACACGGAGAGAAAAAGAUCUGUUGUACGUAAAACUGUGUACUGUGUUCACUUCUUAUCAUAUAAAUAUAUAUGAUUUUAUUUUCCUAUCUUUUCUUGUUCGGGGGGGGGGUGGUUGAUUCCCGACUGACGUGCUUUUAAACUUCGCUUA